AUGACCUAUCUGGACCGGGUGCUGUCCGAGACGCUGCGGCUGUACCCGCCGGUCAUCCGCAUGGAGCAGCAGUGUAGCCGAGAUUACACAUUGCCCGACACGAACGUGCAUAUCCCGCGCGGCACGAUCAUCCAAAUCGGGCCGCGCAACUGCACCGGCAUGCGGUUUGCGCUGUUCGAGGCGAAGGUGGCGCUGAUUGCCGUGCUGCGGGAGAACCGGCUGGAGCCGAGCAAAGCGGACGCCGCCGCCGCCCAUGCCGCUCGAUGA
This is a messenger RNA of Pollicipes pollicipes, 267 nucleotides long. RefSeq names its product cytochrome P450 3A12-like. The coding region runs from base 1 to 267 and encodes 88 amino acids. NCBI's taxonomy places the organism in Eukaryota, Metazoa, Arthropoda, Thecostraca, Pollicipedomorpha, Pollicipedidae. The record is from RefSeq and is a predicted model, not a curated record. The transcript has 2 exons. Gene Ontology annotation, molecular function: iron ion binding; monooxygenase activity; heme binding.